Molecule: messenger RNA, 1401 nt
Organism: Pararge aegeria (speckled wood butterfly)
Lineage: Eukaryota; Metazoa; Arthropoda; Insecta; Lepidoptera; Nymphalidae
Product: sperm flagellar protein 1-like
Exons: 5
Coding region: 111-1196 (361 amino acids)
Biological process (GO): regulation of cytoskeleton organization
Cellular component (GO): axoneme
Molecular function (GO): microtubule binding
Source: RefSeq, a predicted model, not a curated record
GUCAUUACAAACACGACAAACAUGCUAAAUUGUUAAUUGUCAAUCAAACGGCCCCUUGUAAAAUAAAAUCAAACAAAAUAAACGUGUAAACAAGUACUAAAAACAACAUAAUGUCCCUGCUCGACUCCCCGAUCCCGCUGUCGGAUAUAGAAGAUGUGCUUGCGUGGGUGGACACCUUUAAACUGUCUCGACCUACUAAAAAGAUUAACAGGGAUUUUUCUGAUGCUGUUCUUCUGGCUGAAAUACUAAGCGUCCAUUACCCGAAGCUGGUGGAAAUGCACAACUACCCACCGCGUAACAGCCACUCCCUGAAGCUGAACAACUGGAUGACCCUCAACAGGAAGGUGCUGAAGAAGCUCCGGUUAAACCUGUGCUGCAACACCAUGGAACAGCUAGCUAAUUGUACGCUUGGAGUCAUCGAGCGAGUACUUCUUAUGGUACGCGAUAAGAUCCGUCGUGACGAAGAGGUGAACAAAAGUUUGAAAGACGCAGAACAAAACAUGUCCAGCGGCGGUAGUUACUACGAUGUCUGUGGAGAUGACGAAAACGUGCUAGUAGUACCUGUGAAGACAAGAGUGAAUGGAGUACUGGAAACCAUGCAAAAGAAAGUGGUCAGCUACGAACAUUAUCUCGGUAUCAAAGAACAACUGAAAGACGCUAAAGACUCUGCAGAGAUGCUUAAACAAAAGGUUGAACAUUUAGACAGCCUAAUCAAGUUAAAAGAGGAAAGGAUAGAAGAGCUUCAGAAGCAACUUGACAGGAAACAGGCAAGACGUAGAGAAGUCGAAGCUAAUCAGAAUAGUAUAUCUGUGCCUUUUGAGCCUGAACCACCAACACCCGAAGCCAUCGAUUUAGUUCAUGUACCAAGUAGACCUUUGUCUGUUAAAUCUGUCGAAUCUAAUCCAAGGAUAGGAAAAGAUGAAUCCAAAAUUCCUGUACCGGUACAAGAUUUAAUUAAAUCAGUAUCAAGACCUAGUAUUACCGAAGUUGCAUCAAAAGAUCUUCAGGAUAUUAAUGUAGAUAGAAUAAAGUCUGAUGUGUUUAAGGAAGUCGAGAUAAUCGACCAAAGGGUUUUGGAAGGUUUCCAUGAUAGCCUUGAAUUUAUUAAUGAACCUACUACAAUUGCUGUGUUCGAUGAAAAACAAAAUAAUUUAAAGGAGAUAGAUUAUUCAUAUGAAAUAAAUUAUUUAAAUUAGUUUUUUCGGAAUCAUGAGAAUUUUCUGCUGCCGAAGUAAUUUCAUAGGUGGGUAUUUAACUACGUACUUUCAACUUUUAUCAAGGAUGUUUUGAAAUUUCCAUCAAUUUUAGAAAUUGUGACAAAAAAUCGCAUUUAUCACUUGUUUGUCGUCACUGUUUAACCGCAAAAGUAGUUUUUUCUACAGAUUUUGUCUAAUCUAGGAU